Leptopilina boulardi is the source of this 1647-nucleotide messenger RNA. Its product is annotated as mitochondrial tRNA-specific 2-thiouridylase 1. Gene Ontology annotation, cellular component: mitochondrion. Gene Ontology annotation, molecular function: sulfurtransferase activity. The transcript has 7 exons. Bases 185 to 1342 code for a protein of 385 amino acids. Gene Ontology annotation, biological process: tRNA wobble position uridine thiolation. Lineage: Eukaryota; Metazoa; Arthropoda; Insecta; Hymenoptera; Figitidae. The record is from RefSeq and is a predicted model, not a curated record.
UAACCUCUAACCAUGCCUGAUUGUUUAUAUGAUCAUGGCUAAUGUAAGAGGCCAUUCAAACAAACAUGACUAAUGUGUUUAUGUAAUUCUGCUAUACCCGUUCAAAUGUUUAUAAGAUUAAGAAUUACAUUUUAUUAGAAAUACUUUUAUUUUUGUUUAAACAAUUAAAUCAAAACAUUAAAAAAUGUUUAGAAAUAUAGUUGUUGGUAUGUCUGGUGGCGUGGAUAGUGCAGUGGCUGCUUUUCUAUUAAAAAACAAAGGUUUUAAUGUUCAAGCAGUUUUUAUGAAAAAUUGGGAUAUCGUAGAUGAGAUAGGUCAAUGUACAGCCGAUAAAGAAUUCGCUGAUGCAGACUUGGUUUGUAAAAAAUUAAACAUUCCUCUUUUUCGUAUUGACUUUGUAAAGGAAUAUUGGAAUGAUGUUUUCAGCUAUCUUUUAGAAAGUUAUCAAAAUGGCAUGACACCAAAUCCAGACAUAAAAUGCAAUAAAAAGAUAAAGUUUGAUAAAUUUUAUUGCUUUGCACGCAAUGAACUUAAAGCAGAUGCUAUUGCCACUGGUCACUAUGUGAGGACUAGUUUUGGUCAAUAUUUAGAAAACUACUCAGAAAAUGCUAAUGUAAAACUUUUGAGGGGAAAAGAUUUUUCUAAAGAUCAGUCAUUCUUCUUGUCUCAAGUUCCCCAAAAGUCUUUGAAAAAAUGUAUGUUUCCGGUCGGAGAAUACAAUAAAAUAGAUAUAAAGAGAAUAGCUAAAGAGGCACAAUUAACUUCUGUAUUACAUAAAAAGGAGAGCAUGGGAAUAUGUUUUAUUGGUAGUCGAAAUUUUCAAAAAUUCAUUACAGAGUAUGUAGAAAAUAAAUCGGGAAAUUUCCUCGACAUUACUAAAGGUAAAAUAGUAGGCUCUCAUAAUGGUUUUCAUUAUUGGACUGUCGGACAAAGAUGUAAAGUUGGAGGAUGUAACGAUCGGCUCAUGGUAUUUUACAAAAAUAUUGAGACAAAUGAUAUAUGGGUAGUCCCAGGUACUAACCAUCCAACGUUAUACUCAGAUUUAUUAAUAGCAUCUAAACCACAUUGGAUUUGUGAAGAACCUGAUCAAUUAAACAAAAGUAAAUCUGUACUUCAGUGUGGAUUUCGAUUUCAGCACAGAAAACCUUUAAUAACAUGUUCCAUAUUCAAAACAAAAAAUGAAAAUUUGAUAGUCCUUCUAUCGAAACCACUUCGAGCUUUAACUCAAGGCCAGUACGCUGUCUUUUACAAAGGAGAAGAAUGUCUAGGAAGCGCAAAAAUUGUACACUGUGGUCCCUCUUAUUAUUCUUUGGGAAAAAUUGAUAUUUCCUUAGAAGACUAAAUAAAAUACAAUCACUCUAUAUUAUAUAUAAUAUUUUUCUAUAUUUUAUAGGAAUGAUGAUCUUAUAACACAUUUUUGUCAAUUAAGGAUAAAAGAUUAUUUCGACAGUUGGCUAAAUUUAAUGAAAGACACUGAAAUAAUUUCGAAAAUAAAAAUUUUGUCAUUUGUUACUAUUCACAACAAUCUAAUUUACUAAUAUUAAUUGAUUAUUGUUUCAAAAAGACCAAAAUAUUAGGUAAACAUUGAUUUUUAAAUUUAUCUGUAAAAUGUCCAAAUUAAUAAUAAUAAUAGUUUUGUUACAUUUA